Messenger RNA from Alnus glutinosa, 4349 nucleotides. RefSeq names its product CRS2-associated factor 1, chloroplastic. The transcript is spliced from 5 exons. Gene Ontology annotation, biological process: Group II intron splicing. Gene Ontology annotation, molecular function: RNA binding. NCBI's taxonomy places the organism in Eukaryota, Viridiplantae, Streptophyta, Magnoliopsida, Fagales, Betulaceae. The record is from RefSeq and is a predicted model, not a curated record. The coding region runs from base 63 to 2315 and encodes 750 amino acids.
UGCUGCUUAAAUCACAUUUCUUCGUACCAUUUAUCCGAAAUCUGUGAAAUCACACAAAAUCAAUGGCGCUAAAAUUGGCCAUCCCUUUCCCAAUCUCCGCGCCACCACCGAACCCGUCGCACCACCGCCCCCCCAUGGAGGUCCGGUUCUCGCGCUGGAACAACGCCAACGCCGAGAAAUUCGAAGCUCGCCGACGCGCCCAGAAGGAAAUCGAGGACGACAUCCGCCGUGUGCGCCGCUUCGACUCCGCCUCCCGAAUCGCCAACAUUCCCGAGACUGCCACUACCGCCACCCAAAACGAAACCGAAACAUUCAAGUCCAUUGGCACUCCCUCCUCUCCUUCUUCACCUUCAAUCCCUGGCAAAAAAUCUAAGUACUCCAAAAACCCUAACUAUAAUAACAAUUCCCACCCCGCCUUUAAUCUAACCCCCAAAACAAUCAAAAUCCCCAGCGUGCCCCAACCUGGGGCUCGGGACAGCAAUAUCACCGUCGGCGAAGACGGCGUUUCGUAUGUCAUAGACGGGGCUCCCUUCGAGUUCAAGUACAGCUACACUGAGACCCCGAAGGCGAAGCCGGUGAAGCUGCGCGAGCGGCCUUUCGUGCCGUUCGGGCCCUCCACGAUGCCGAGGCCGUGGACCGGGCGGGCCCCGCUGCCGCCGAGCAAGAAGCCGCUCAGAGAGUUCGACUCCUUCCGGCUGCCGCCGCCGAACAAGAAGGGCGUCAAACCAGUCCAGGCGCCCGGACCGUACCUGGCUGGGGCGGGUCCGCGAUACGUGGCGUCGAGGGAGGAGAUACUGGGCGAACCGUUGACGGGGGAGGAGAUUGGGGACUUGGUUAAUGGGUGCAUGAAAUCCAAGCGGCAAUUGAAUAUGGGGAGAGAUGGUUUGACACACAAUAUGUUGGAUAACAUAAAUGCUCUCUGGAAGCGGCGGAGAGUGUGCAAGAUAAAAUGCAAGGGUGUGUGUACGGUCGACAUGGACAAUGUGCGUGAGCAACUAGAGGAACGAACUGGGGGGAAGAUUAUUUAUAGUAAAGGUGGGGUGGUAUAUCUCUUCCGGGGAAGAAACUACAACCAUAGAACUCGUCCCCGAUUUCCUCUCAUGCUGUGGAAACCUGCUCCCCCUGUAUAUCCAAGGCUGAUUCAGCGGGUUCCUGAGGGUCUAACACUGGAAGAAGCGACUGAAAUGCGCAAUAAGGGACAGAAACUUAUACCGAUAUGCAAGCUAGGGAAAAAUGGUGUGUACUGUGACCUUGUAAAAAAUGUCAGAGAGGCAUUUGAAGAGUGUGAACUGGUGCGAAUCAAUUGUCAAGGGAUGAAUGGGAGCGACUACCGAAGAAUAGGUGCUAAACUUAAGGAUCUUGUCCCAUGUGUGCUUAUCUCAUUCGCAUAUGAGCACAUACUUAUGUGGAGAGGACGGAAUUGGAAGUCUUCCCUCCCAAAACUAGAUAAUGAUGGUGAAGAAGCCAAGAAAUCCAGUGUUCAUGAUGCAACUUCCCUUGCACUGCCCUCUGAAGGCCAAGAAGUAUCAGCAUCAUGUGCGCCAGUGAUCUCAGCUAAGGCUGCGAGUCCUGAAACACUUAGUAUUGGCAUGUCCCCUAUGGGUUCUGUGGAUGUGGGUGUAGAGGGAAGUGAGGAUCUAUCCUCAAUGGAAAAUGUUAAGCCAUCUGUAGGUGCUGAUGCAGUUUCAAAUAUGGGCAAGACAUGUAGAAGUGAAACCCCAGUAAAUGUCACAGGCUGCCCUGAUGAUGGACCAGAACCUAGGAAGAACCCCUGUGAAAGUGCAACGAUGUUAGGUUCUACUGGUUUUGUUGACGAUAAAUUAGAACCUAUGAGCAGAAAAUGCGGAAGCGAUGAGGUAUUGGAUAAUACAGGCUGCACACAUGGACUUCAGACAACAACAAUGGGAUCUGGCAUCAAUUCAGGAACUGUUGAGAGCGCUGGAAGUAGGCUGAGUGCACCUUGCAUAGAGGGAGUUCUUCUACUUAGGAAGCAAGCCGUUGACAAUGGGAGUGCAAUUAUUUUGGAUGAUGACUCUUUGGAUGGCGACAUUAUUUAUCAAAGGGCAGUUGCCUUUGCCAAGUCUGCCCCACCUGGUCCCGUUUUUAGGCAUCGACCUAGAAAGGUAGCAGUUCAAAAGCUUGAGGAGCAUGUAACUGAGGAUUUGAAAGUGAUGGAUGACACAAUAGUUCCCUCAGGAAGAAGUGAGAAGAAGAGUGCUAAUGUUAAAAGACGGAAAGAUUUUGACGGACUUUAUCAAGAUGUAGUGACGCAAGGAAGCUUGAGAGUGGAUGAACUUGCUAAACUAUUAGCAUAAUAUUGCACCUCAACACGUUCUGAGAUGUAAUUAUUGUUGUCAUACACGACUUUGUUGCUCAAUCCAAAUGUUAAACAAAAAAAAAAAUGAACUUUAUGUUCAAACUGUACAACAUGCAUGCAUGAAACAAUUUGUCAUAAUUUAAUUCGCAGAGAUUAUUCCGAGAUUCUAAACAUGCAUUGUUGAUCUCCCCCCAUCCGAGUCUCCAGCUUUCUCACUUUCUACUACAUACUUCUUCCAGAACCAGUGAGUUUGCCAGAGAAGAUACACCUCCUCGAUUGGAACUUGCUUUGUUUCUGGCAGUAGGAAGAAGAUGAAACUACUCAUGAUGAUAAUUAAUCCUCCAAAUAGCAAGAAAAUUCCAUAUCUGAGAUGACACAGCGACGCAAGAAAACACUGUGCUAUCAAUGCUGUGAAGAGGAGGUUGACACAGACCACAACACUCUGACCAGCCGACCUUGUCUCUAAUGGGAAGAUCUCGCUCGGUACUAGCCAACCCAGAGGGCCCCAAGAUCUUCCAUAAGCUAAGACAAAUAAGCAGAUCAUGAUGACAAGAAAGAUGCCAAUUCCUUUUGAGAGGGUUUGUCCUUGCCCAAACUUCAGGGCCAGAGUUAUGGCCACAGCCACCUGCAAGAUCAAACAAGCUGGUAAGUUCUCGAGCCAGAAAAGUUUCUUUGAAAAAAAUCAAGAAUAAGAGCCUGAAAGUGCAAUUACCAUGCAGCAUAUCAUUUCGGUACCAGCUUCCAAAAAGAAAGCUCUUCUACCAAACUUAUCCACCAAUGACAUUGAUAUGAGUGCACCAACAACAAGCGCUCCACUGGUGAAAAUGGAUGAAUAUAGAGAUGCUGCUGAGCCAAAACCCAAGCUUUGGAAUAUGACAGGAGCAUAGAAGAGUAUGGAGUUCAUGCCAGUUAGCUGUUGGAACGCCGGGAUCCCCAAUGCCCCUAUUACCAACUGGGGACGAUUCUUCCUUUCAAGGAGAUUCCUGAAUGGGUGCUUUACGGAUCUUGCUGCAUUGCUUGCAUCAAUAAGAUCGGCAAACUCAGCAUCAACUUUUGAGGUACCUCUCACUUUCUCCAACACCCUUCUUCCUUCUUCUAGCUUGCCUUGCUCUACAAGACUGUUGGGGGUCUCAGGAAGGAAAACACCCCCAAUAAACAUUAGGGUUGCUGGAACUGUAGCCAAACCAAGAGAUAAUCUCCACCCCCAUGGAUGGAUCCUUUCAGUACCAUAGUUUAUGAAGUUCGCUAUCAGAAUCCCUAAGCAUGUAGUCAAUUGAAACAGUUGGUUCACCGCUCCUCGGAUCUUUGCCGGAGCCAUCUCUGAAAGAUACAAGGGAACUGCCUGUACCAUUAAUUAGAACAAGAAAGCAGUAAGUGAAUGAGGAGUUGGUGCAAUUCUUUCUUAUUUGCUGAGACGAGCAAGUCUAUUUAGUAGACUGUUAUUACCACUGUAAAUCAGUUCUUAAAAAAAAAAAAUAAUAAUAAUGGCUGAUUUUCACUGUUACGUUAUCUUAAUUGUAUGACAGUCUAUAUCAGUCUACUAAAUAGCAUUACUCUGGUUGAGAAUCAAUUGAGAAGCAGGCUUACUUGGUUUCCAAAUCCAAUGCCACCACCAAGGAGAAUGCGGCCAAUGAUUAACAUUGCAAUGUUCACUGCAGAUGCGUUGAGAACUGCUCCUAGGAAGAAGCUGGUUGCUCCAACCAUGAUGCUGCCUCUCCUGCCCCAUUUUCUGGUUACGUAGGACGCUCCAAAUGUGGAGACGAGGCCCGCAAAGUACAGAGAAGACGUAAAGAGUGUGAGUACCUGGUUGUCAUAUUUACAGUAGUCGGUUUCAUUCAGAUGUUCUUGCUUCCUUCUAUAUACUUUCGGGAAGAAUUCCUUUAGGAAAUCAUCCAUGGAAGUCACUCCGCCUGAAAUUAGCAUUUAAAGUUAAAUUCUUGAUGUGAUUUCCAAAUGCUCAGAAGAAGAAAAAUGAUGUCAUUUUCGAAAGAGUAUGAAUAUAAUAAAGAUGGCCUCUUUGUUUACAGAAGAA